Messenger RNA from Cyphellophora attinorum, 780 nucleotides. RefSeq lists its product as uncharacterized. NCBI's taxonomy places the organism in Eukaryota, Fungi, Ascomycota, Eurotiomycetes, Chaetothyriales, Cyphellophoraceae. The transcript is spliced from 3 exons. The record is from RefSeq and is a predicted model, not a curated record. Bases 1 to 780 code for a protein of 259 amino acids.
AUGAAGGAGAUCCAGUUUGUAAAUGGUCCAACCUUGAAGUCUUCUGGCUCACGGCAACUUCAACGAAGCCUACGCUCUCAGGCUGUUAGGAAGGGCCUCGAGAAUCGGUUCCUGCGAUUGCAGAGAUCAUCUAGCCAUGAGUCGAAGAGUCAAUCGCCACCUCUCACGCGAGAGUCUCCGGAGAAGACGCCACCCAUAGUAAUCGUCGACGAAUUAGGGCCAGAAGCCGAGCAGUCUAUCUCAUUGCUAGCUUUCACUCCCUACGACGCGUGGACGCAGGAGACCAUACAUUUCAGUGUCUAUGUGAUCUGGGCCGGCUUUCGCAAGCUCGACAAUUUCGCGCUCCACUUUGCGGAGACCAUCCUACCGCUGGCAGAGAAGCAUCCAGAGCUACGGGCCUCGCUAUUGUUCUGUGCAUCCAGGCAUCGCGACGCUCUGACUGGGGUUCGCGAUGAUCAUUUCAAUCGACAAAUGCUGCUCAAGUCCUGGGCAUUGCGUGAAGUACGCCAGGCUCUUUUUAGCCUGCACGGAGCCGAGUAUGGUGACGCGCUUGUGCACAGCAUCUUAUGGCUUGCAGUCAAUGAGAAUACUGCUUGUAUACCUGUGCAGGAGUCGGACCCAUCCCCGUUCAUGCCUCCGAUGCAGUCACGACACUGGCUGAAACACUAUGGCACUAUGCAGUUCGAUUGUAAUCACUGGGAAGCAUGCAAGCAACUCAUCAAAGCCCGUGGGGGUAUACACAAGCUGAAGACCUACGGGACCGCGUGGCUAGUGGGAUAG